Molecule: messenger RNA, 1548 nt
Organism: Manduca sexta (tobacco hornworm)
Lineage: Eukaryota; Metazoa; Arthropoda; Insecta; Lepidoptera; Sphingidae
Exons: 2
Coding region: 118-570 (150 amino acids)
Source: RefSeq, a predicted model, not a curated record
CCCGCCCUUCCUGAUUCCAUCAUUCCCUGCUGACGCUCCGUGCGCGCAUGUCGCUCUCUAUUCUAUCAUAAAUUUGUAAAUACGUAGUCGUACGUUAGACUAAGUUCAUAGUUAAUAAUGUGUUUGGCUAAGGAUGAAACUCAAUCGCCGCAGAAAGAGGUGUCGUCACCUCGCUCGCCAUGGGCUAAACUUCUAAGCCGUCAGGGCUCGAAGCCUCGGCUACCGCGAAAGGUGACGACCUCUACGCGGGUUAAUCUUAACAAGUGCUGGUCCAAGUUAGGAGAGCUGAUCUCCAACUCGGGCCCACGCACUGACCUACCAUCGCAAAAGACUGCAUACUCUGAAGAGCCUUUAGUAGUACCUUUCUCAAAUUUUUUCUACCCUGUGGACCCGGUGAAACCGGUACCCGUCGAAGACAACGACAACGCAGAAAAUCAAAACAACGUUAAUGCCAACCGCUUCGAGUUGAUAUCCGACGACAUGGAAGUGAACGACAACAUGGCAAACGAAGUCCGCGAGAUCUGCUACACGGCUUCGAACAACUGUUUCGUAUGUAAUCUUAACUAUUAGUUAUCUAUGUUCAUUAUUUUCGGUACUAAAACAUGCAGUGAAAACAAAAUCGUGUCUUCCAAGAGUAGUUGUAGUGCGCCUGCGCAGGCGUAAAUCCAAUGUCUUCCAUUAGACUUAGUGGUGUGAAGUGAUGACGCGAGGCCUCGUUUCGUUGUGAUUUAGCCUACGAUUGUGAUCUAGCAGUAGUAUUGCGCUGGCGACGCGUCAUGACGUCACACAGUUUGUGUUAACGUAACAGUAUAAUGUCACAUGUUUUGGUAGACAGCUUUAAUGAACUGCACUGUAAUUAACUUGGCACCAUCUUCGGCUAUAACCUCUACUUGCAAUGAUGCAUUUGUAGCAACCUAUUUUAUUUUCAAUCCAAUGUCUUCCAUUAGUUAGUAAGAGAGAUUUAUAUCGUUGUCUGUGAUAUGAGAUUUAUAGUAAAAGAAGCUUUAAUUAGUUUUAAGGGUAUGAAGAAAUUAUAUCUCCAACUGAAUUAUUAGUUUAGAUUUAGGUUAUUUUGGUUCUGGAAUAUUCUUUUGAUUUUGGUAGGGAAUGAAAAAUAAGCCAUAAAACUGUGUCUUAGGUUAAGUUUACUGAUAACACAUCAGUGAUUGAAAGCUUUAAUAGUCUGUAAGGUUUAAAAUAAGACAGAGUUUAUAUAGUAAUAAGGUUUAGUUUGCCAUGUUGUAGUUUUGGAAAAAUUGUGUUUAGUACAUUGUUUGUAAUGUUAAUUUUGAUGACAUAGGCCGACCGUGCCAAUCUUAUGUUUAGGCUAAAGUUAUUGUUAGUUAUUAAGUUUAGUUAAGCGUGUACUUUAAGCAUUAUUGUUAAGUGUAAUUCAAAAUCUUCCAUUGUCUCUCUCGAUUUUAGAAUUUUUAUAAUUAGUGUAGUUUACUGUAGUGCCUUAGUUAUUUUAGACUGAUAUAGUUAAGAAUUCAAGACUUUCCUUUGAUCUCGGAAUCUUAUUAAAUAAAUAAAUGUGUAAAAAAAAUA